Molecule: messenger RNA, 1497 nt
Organism: Dunckerocampus dactyliophorus (ringed pipefish)
Lineage: Eukaryota; Metazoa; Chordata; Actinopteri; Syngnathiformes; Syngnathidae
Gene: haus7
Product: HAUS augmin-like complex, subunit 7
Exons: 9
Coding region: 17-1039 (340 amino acids)
Biological process (GO): centrosome cycle; spindle assembly
Cellular component (GO): HAUS complex
Molecular function (GO): microtubule minus-end binding
Source: RefSeq, a predicted model, not a curated record
GAAGAAGAAGAAGAAAAUGGCGGACUCUUCAAAUGAGACAGCGCUCGCCCAUCGCGUUUAUACAAGUCUUCUGGCUGCACCCUGUCCCUUGCUGGAAAGUGUGUACUUGCAGGAUCCUGAGGACAUGCUGCAGCUCCUAUGCACUCCAUCCCAACUCCGCACCGACAUACUGACCUGGAUCUGCUGCAGUAUAGACCCAAACUUUGCCAGUUUGAAAGACAAGGCGUCCAAGAUCAGAAACCCGGAUAUUUUGAUAAAGGGGAUUGCUGCACUUGGCCAGGACUUGAUGCUGUGCAAAGGAGACAACUUGGACUUGAUAAAGGGUGAUGCAAAUUGCCGCCAGCAGCUUCAGUUCUUUGUGCAACUUCUCGAUGUGUUCCUGCAUUCCAAUGUAACCACUGAGCAUGGUGCGGAAAUGCUACUGGACACCCUCUUCACUGCUGAGAGUCUGCCUCAUCUCACUCAAAUGCUCACGCCCUCACUGGACCUGUGGCCUUCAAACAUCACGGCUUUACACAAGAGUGCCAAAUCAAAUCACAAGCCAGGAAGUGACAAUGCUGAGAACACUGCUGCCCUUAUUCAGUCUACCCGCUCCGUGCUGGAGAAGCUACAGUCAGAGUGUGAUGUCCUGAAAAAUGAGGUGCCAAGUGCCCGUGUCUUCACUCCCAGCGCACUGCAUUUGGCAAUGGGCGACCUCCAGCAGUUGAUGACUACUUUCUGCCACAUGUAUGAGACAGACCUGAGAGCUUGCUGCACUCGAGAGCCACCUAAUUUUAGCACAGAGACCGAAGUCUUCCAGAGAGUAUACGAACUGCUGCUGGCCUGCAACACGGAGUUGGAAAUGCUAACCGAAGUGUCUGGCGCAUCAACGUGUGUGAGCGACCAAGUGAGCCAGCUGCAAACAAAAGUGUGCUGUGGGAGUCAGGGAAAGAAAGGCACUCUAUCCGAGCAACUGGAUGAAUUAAACAGGCGAUACAAAGACUUUGUCUCCCGCCUUCAUCCCUCAGUGCAGCCCUUGCAGCAAACAAUACACCAAUAAAUGGCUUGAUGGUCACUCCUGGGAAGGUUCACCACUGUUCCAUGUUUUCACUGUUUGUCACCUUUUCCACACAGGGCCAUGUAGGUUUGGAUUUUUUUCUCCCUUAAUUAUUUAAAAACUGCAUUUUGUGUUCAGUUGUGUUGUCGUUGACUAAUAUUUAAAUUAGUUUGUUGAUGUGAAACAGUGUGGCAAACGUGCAAAAAAUAAGAAAUCGGGAAGAGAGCAACACUUUUCCACACAACUGUAUAUAGCUUUUAUGGCUCUCUUAGCCAAAAAGGUUCCCAAUCCCUGGUCUAGAGCCUUCUUCCGACCAUCACUGGUGGAGGAACAAGUACGCACGUUACUACUCUGUACUGUUUUUAAGAAAUUAAAAUUUAAUAGACCUACACACUUGACUGUUCACAGUAUCUUUAUGAAGCCACAACAAUGCAGCGACAUCCUCUACUCAGUGUACUUAC